AUGCUGUUAUCAUGUAAUAAAGUAGAAACUCGACUUUUAGAUGGUAGCGAUAAUAAUCAAAAUAAUCCAGCUUCGGGUACUCCGCAACAAAAUUUUCAAGCGAAAUAUCCUCCUGAACCUUUUUUUGGUCCAGACGGUGAUUCGAUGAUAAAAUGUCCUUCUGACAUUAUUAACGACGCUGACCUAACACAAAAACCACCUAAUUGUGCAGAUCCACUACCACCUGAUACUUAUCCAAUGCCAAGAUGUAUUUCUAACAUUUUAGCAAAUUAUCGUUUGGGCAAGUUUGAUAUUGGGAAAGCAAUGAGUUAUCGAUCUAAAAGACGAACUAGUCAUUUGACUACUUUUUUUGCUGAAUUUGUUGGUUAUGAUCUUAUCAGUUCAUCAAAUAAUGUUAAAUCAGAUCAUCAACUGUAUAUACCAUCUGAUGACAAAACGUAUAAUUCAUAUUCAUAUAGUUCAUUACCAGGUCAAUUAAGCGAUCUUAGGUUUUUACCUUUUAAUCGAUCAGAUUUUCUUAAUACUACUACACAAAAAUCCAAGCGCACUAGUUACAAUAAUUUAACUCCUUUUCUGGACUUGAGUCCUAUUUAUGGUGUCACUGCUGAAAAUGCAAAAAGUCUUCGUGAGGGUAAUAGAGGAAAAUUGAAGACCAGUGGAAAUGUGGCUGAUCCCUACCCAUUCAAAGAUCCAACAACAGGAAAUUAUGUCCUUGGACCUGUUGGAGCACGAUCAAAUAAUAUUUUUACGAUGGCCGUUCAGACAAUUUGGCUGCGUGAACAUAAUAGAUUAUGUGAUGAUCUCUAUGAAAAAAAUAACACGUGGACUGAUGAUCAAUAUUUUGAAGAGGCUAGGAAAUGGAAUAUUGCAAUAUAUCAAAAAGUUGUUACGGAAGAAUACCUUGGUGUCAUACUGGGUAAACAACUGCCACCAUAUCAAAAAUACGACCCAGAUCUAACUCCUGGGAUUGAUGUUUUUUUUUCAACAGUAACAUUCAAAUAUGGUCAUAGUGAAUUGAGUGAUUUUUUUCGAAUUCAAGAUGAAUAUGGUAGCACGAUCAUGGAAUUACCAUUACAAAAUGUUACAGAUACGAGUUUACUGGAAAAAUUUGGUGUAGCAAGAUUGUUGAUAUCAUUGUCUUUACAAUAUCAAGAAGAAUCUGAUGUAUAUUAUUCUGAUGCAACAAGAAAUAUUAAUUCACCUGAACCAAACACUUAUGAUCUUGCAGCAUUUGAUGUUUUAAGGGCUAGGGAUAGAGGAAUUGGAUUAUAUAAUGACGUUCGUCAGGCAUACGGUUUAAGUAGGAAAGAUUCGUGGGAAAGCAUAACUUCAGUUAAGGAAAUACAGGAUUAUCUAAAUCAAUUGUAUCCUAAUGGUCCUAAUCAAUUAGAAGCUUCGGUUGGAAUAAAGGUUGAAGAUAAUUUAAGUAAUUCAAACUUUGGCGAACUGAUGAAUGCUAGUAUGGUCACCCAAUUUAUGGCUAUUAGAGAUUCAGAUAGAUUUUGGUGGGAGAACGAAGAGAAUGGCUUGUUUACUGAUCAAGAAAGAUCCACUGAGCUUAGAAAUAAAACAACAUUUAGAGAUAUUAUUAUACGUAAUUUAGAUAUUACUUUUCAAGAAGCAAUCCCACAAAAUAUCUGGACAGUUCAACCACCACAGAAAUUGCCUGAUUCACCAUCAAAAUACUCUGGUCAUAUUGAUUUAUGGCCAUCAGCAUAUGUUAUUAGUUAUGAAAUUGUUGAAAAUUAUAUUAAUUUUCAAGUUCAAAUACUAACUACAGGUGGUAAUGCAUGGUUUGGAAUGGGAUUUGAUCCUAAUGACAAGGGUGGAAUGAUUGGUGCAGAUUUCGUAAUUGGAAUUAUUUCUAAUGGAAAUCUAUCAUCUUUAUCAAAUUAUCAAUCCAAUCCAACUGAUUACAGACCUCCUAUACCUUACGGUGAUGAUUCAGAUUUAAAAUUAAUUAAUUAUACGCCUCCUGAUAAGGAUGAUUUUGCAAUUGUUGAAUUCUCAAGAUUAUUAGUACCUAAUGGGAAAAAAGGGAUUACAAAAGGAUAUACAAAAUAUAUUUUGGCUUAUAACCCUACAAGUUCAAUACUUUCAUAUCAUCAAAAUAAUCGUCGAAGGACAUUGGUUGAUUUUUACAAUAACCAAAUUUCUUCAUCUGUACCUGAAAAUCAAAGAUUAGUGAAAUUAGCUCAUGGUAUUGGAAUUGUUAUAUUUCCUGCUUCUAUUUUUAUUGUAAGAUAUUACAAACAUACAAAUAGUUACAUCAAUAUACAUCGAUUUCUACAAUUGUUUGCUACCAUUUGUAUUUGUGGUUUUGGUGCAGCAGCUAUUGCAUCAACAAUUAAUCCAAGCUCAAUCCAUGCAUGGCUUGGAACAUCAGUGUUUGGUUUGUUAUUUAUUGAACUUGGAUCAGGUCUAAUAUCAAUUUGGGGUCAAGUGGCAAUAGUCUCAGUUAACCAGGGAUAUCCUAGACUUCUUAAAAGAAUUCACAGAUUUUUUGGAUUUUCUUUAUUGGCAUCUGCCUGGACAAGUGUGUAUUUUGGAAUUGAUAUAUAUUGUUUACUUUAUGGAUUUGAAUCAUAUUAUUAUAAAAUUGCAUAUCUUAUAUGGAUUGGUAUAGUAAUAGCAACAUUUAUAUUUGAAGAUUAUGAUAAACUACCAGAAUUUACAUGGAAUGAAGUUAAUGAGCGUGUUCAACAUGGUGCAUAUUUAGUAGUUUGUGAUGGGUUUAUUGUUAACAUGAGAAAAUGGAUUAGGGUGCAUCCUGGUGGAGCAAAAAUUCUUGAACGUGUCAUAGGAACAGAUAUAACAAAUGAUUUUUUUGGUUAUAAGGGUAAAGAUAUCAUUGAGUUUAUUGAUUUACCAGAAAUAAAAUCUGUUCCAACUGGCUAUUCGCCAUCAAUAUUAGGGCAAUACUCUGAUAUUUUACUUGAGAGAACCAAAAAAUACACAACUGGAAAAAAUUCUGUUGCACAAGUUGUUGAUGAUAUGAAUGUUAAAUAUUUCUUAAAGGCUCCUUUGGCUAUACACCCACAUAGUUUGUUUGCAAUUAAGAAAAUAGCAACAAUGAUUGUGGCAAAAUUAAAAGAAAACCCAACUGUUGAAUCACAACCUGCACCAAUAUUUGGUCCAACAAAUGUAGCUGAUGGAGGAGGAUUAAGUGAUGAGGAAAUGGCUAAACAAGACACAGCAUUUAGAGUAAAGUUUCGCAGAUACAAACUGACAAGUAAAGUGCCUAUCAAUGGCAGCAAUAAAUUUCCAGUGAUGAAAUUCACACUCACAAUAGUGCAUCAAAAUGAAGGCGAAGCUUAUAACAAUCAUCAUCAUAAAUUGAAAUUUUUGCCAGGACAUUAUAUUGAAGUGCAAUCAAGAAUUAAAGGUCAAGUGGUAAUCAGAAGCUAUACACCAAUAGAAGGUAACAUCGCUAAAAGUUUUAGCAUUUUUGUUAAAGUGUAUCCAGAUGGAUUAAUGUCAAAACAUUUGAGUGAACAAUUAAAAGGAUAUGAGAUUCAAGUGAGAGGACCAUUUGAUGUUGGAGACAGAAAAAAUUUACAAACAUCAAUGUUAUCCCAGGCUGUUGAUUCAGCAUCGCAACAUAGAAAAUCAAGCUCAUCUGCAAAAACUAUUCCAUCAUUCAUAUCUUCAUCAACAAGUUCUUUACUUAAUCCUAAUACUCCAGAUGGCCAUUGGCAUGAAUUAUUCAUGAUUUGCGGUGGCACUGGAAUCACGCCAAUGUUACAAUUGAUAACAUAUCAUUUGGAAUUAUGUAUGAGGCGUAGUCAUGCAUCAACAAUACGUAAUAAAAGAGUAUCAAUGCAUUUGUUAUAUGGCAAUCGUAAAAUAGAGGAUAUAAUUAAUGGUGUAGAACUAGAAGAAUAUCGACUAAGUAGUAGGGACAUGUUAACUAUAACAUAUGCACUAAAUGAACCACCUCAAGUUUGGUCAGGAAAAAAUGGUAAUAUUGAUAAAGAAAUGAUUUCAGAUUGUUCUCCUACUAGCCCUACCAGUCCUACUACUCCACAACCAUUGAAAAAUCAUUCAUCACAUGGUGGUUCAUUAACAUCAUCAACUAAUAGAAAUAAGAGGCCAAGUAUUAUAGACUUUACAAAAAAUGACAAUACAGCAAAUACAACAAAUUCACCAGAAUAUUUAACAAUGACACCACCUCCACAAUCAUCAACUCCCUUAUCAAUUAAUAAUUCAAUAAUUGAUACAAGACCAGGUUUGUCAUCUGUAAAUGAUGACAAUUUUAUUAGUAAAGGAUAUAGUAAUAGCAUUACUACUAUUACUGCCAAUAAUAAGAAAAAGUCUAAACUUGAUCCUAACAGUAAAAUAAUGGUUUGUGGACCAGCAGAUAUGAUAAAUGUUGUUGAGCAAUCAUUGAAAAAUCUAGGUUAUACUGAGGAAGAUUUUAUAUUAAUAACAUAG
Molecule: messenger RNA, 4434 nt
Organism: Entrophospora candida
Lineage: Eukaryota; Fungi; Glomeromycota; Glomeromycetes; Entrophosporales; Entrophosporaceae
Source: the annotation of a GenBank genome assembly